Messenger RNA from Etheostoma spectabile (orangethroat darter), 1722 nucleotides. RefSeq lists its product as uncharacterized. Lineage: Eukaryota; Metazoa; Chordata; Actinopteri; Perciformes; Percidae. The transcript is spliced from 4 exons. The record is from RefSeq and is a predicted model, not a curated record. Bases 154 to 930 code for a protein of 258 amino acids.
CAGUUGUUUUGCUUGUAGUCCCAGGAGGCCACGAACGUCAAUGCUGUUCUGAAGGCAAAAACCAAGGGGUUCCUCAUUAUAGGCAAGGAUGGUGGAGUGCUCAGGUUUUGUUGCCUUCUUCAUGACACCAUCUAUCAACUGAGCAACCUCUCCAUGUCACUGCAGAGGUCAGUGUCAACCAUGGCUGAAGCUCAGAGCUGCCUUUCCUCCACUCAGGCUGUCAUAGAAAAGUACAAGUCAAGACCUGGGCCUAAGCUGAGAGCAGUGCUGGACACAGACACCUAUGAGGGAGUCCUCCUGAAGCCUACUGAUGUCGACCGGCAUGACAAGGCAAAGAAUGAACUAAUCGAUUCUCUGUAUCGGAUCUGCAUCACUGAUAGAUUCAGUGAUGUGAACAGUGGUUUCCUGCAGGCUAUGCGGCUGACCAGUUUCCAGUACUGGCCAGAGGCAGACACAAGUUCAGAUUUUGGUGAUGAAGAGGUAAACACACUCAUCAGUCUCUUCAGACCUCUUUUACUGUCUGCUGGAGUGGAUGUGGAGUUGAUCCCUGAUCAAUGGACAAUUCUCAAGACUGAACUGUACAAAGCAGGAUUCAGCCAAGGAAACUUUGAGAAGACCUGGCCUACUGUGAACAAAAUGCUGCGCCAUCGGUGUCCUGAUGUCCUUGAUCUUUUUGAUGCUCUCCUGACCAUCCCUGCAACUACAGCUGACUGUGAAAGAGGGUUCCUUGAGAGAGUGGUAAAGAGUGACUGGCGCUCAUGCCUAAAAGGUGAAACCCUCUCUGACCUCCUUAAAACCCAGUUCUGCUCACCUGACAUCAAAGACUUUGAUCCAACCAAAGCCAGUGAGAUCUGGCAUGCUGACAGUUUGCGCUCACGCAGGCCUGACUUUGUACGCAAACCUGGACUAAAAGAAACAGAGGGUGGCUGAGAUUCUGAUGGCACCACCUCUGAAGAAGAAGAGCUCAGAAGACAUAUUAUUUGAUAGAUAGAUAGACCCCAAACUUGUAAUUAAAUGUUUGCACUUUCUGUGUAUAUUUUGUUGUAUGUAUUGUACUUCUAAUUAUUUUUAAUACCAACGAUGUUAAUAAAAUCUAUUCUAUACUAUUCUGACCUCAUCUGCUCCAACAAAAGAAACUCCAGGUCUCUCUUCUCAAUAAUCCAAAAUACUUUUAAUCCCCUUGAUUCCCUGCCAGUGAUUCAAAUGAGACUUAUAAUUCAAUAAUUAUCUUUUUUUAAUAAAAAAAUCAACUCCAUUCACUGGCAAUUACAUUUGACCCCCUUGCCUUCCCCUCCCCUUUGCCCCUCCCCAAUAGCCAGUCAUUUUGCUGCUUUCUUCUGCCCGCCCCCUCCGAAAUUUCUGAUUUCAUCCGUAAAUCCAAGUCCUCAACCUGUUCUCUUGAUCCCCUCCCCACAGCUCUGGUCAAAACCUGUCUCACUUCCCUCCUCCCCUUCAUAACUUCCAUUAUUCAUUCCCCUCUGGUAUUAUAAAACUGCAUCUGUCUCCCCAAUUCUGAAAAAAACUGGCUAAGAUCCCACUAACUAUAAUAAUCUUCGUCUCAUCUCAAAUCUUCCCUUUAUUUCUAAAAUACUUUAAAAAAAUAGUUUGUUCAACUCCACACCUUUCUUACCCUUAACAGUCUUUACGAACCUUUCCAGUCUGGUUUUCGCCCCUCCCAUAUUACUGAAACUGACCUAAUAAAAAUCACCUAUGAUCUCCUCA